This is a messenger RNA of Spizellomyces punctatus DAOM BR117, 1182 nucleotides long. Its product is annotated as homoserine dehydrogenase. Gene Ontology annotation, molecular function: aspartate kinase activity; NADP binding; homoserine dehydrogenase activity. Bases 72 to 1118 code for a protein of 348 amino acids. The record is from RefSeq and is a predicted model, not a curated record. Gene Ontology annotation, biological process: aspartate family amino acid biosynthetic process; L-homoserine biosynthetic process. Lineage: Eukaryota; Fungi; Chytridiomycota; Chytridiomycetes; Spizellomycetales; Spizellomycetaceae. The transcript is spliced from 4 exons.
UUUCAGCUCGGUUUCCAUUCUGCCAUCUUUCUACUGCAUUUGCACACAGUUCACUGUAAAUUAAAGCAAUCAUGUCUCUGAAUCUGGCAAUCAUUGGGCCUGGCCUGGUCGGCUCAGAAUUCAUUUCUCAAGUUGCGAAAACACCGUACAUCAAACUGAUCGCGAUCGCCAACAGCACCCGGAUGCUUCUCCAUCAGACGGGGACGUCUGCCACGACUUGGAAAGCAGACUUGACAGCCUCGCAAACAGCUACUGAUUUGAAGGCCCUCAUUGACCACGCCGCUGCACGCCAACCUUGUGUUGUUGUUGAUUGCACUAGUUCGGAAGCCGUUGCGACCUCCUACCCAGAGUGGUUAGACAAAGGGUUGCACGUUGUCACGCCCAAUAAAAAGGCCUUCAGCGGGGAUUUGGGAUUGUGGAAGAAAAUUACAGAAAAUAAAAAGUCUCUGGUCUACCAUGAAAGUACGGUCGGGGCUGGACUCCCCAUCUUGAGCACCCUCAAAGACCUAGUCGAGACUGGAGACGAGAUUGUUCGAAUUGAAGGCAUCUUUUCAGGGACUCUAUCGUACAUCUUCAACAAUUUCUCUUCCACAGCGGGAUCCUCUGGCCAGUUUUCCAAGACGGUCACCGUCGCAAAGGAGCUGGGUUACACAGAGCCAGAUCCGCGAGACGACCUCAAUGGAAUGGAUGUGGCACGUAAGGUUGUCAUUCUUGGACGAGUGGCUGGGAUUGAUUUGGAUUUGAGCACCCUUCCUGUGGAGAAUAUUGUUCCGGAAGCACUUCGCGGUGUUCCCACUGCCGAUGAGUUUAUGUCAAAACUGCCCACCUUCGAUGAUCACUUUGAGCAGCUGAACCAAGCUGCUUUGAAGGAAAACAGUGUCCUGCGAUAUGUUGGACUUGUGGAUCCCAAUGGAAACAGUUCUGUAAAGCUAAUGAAGUAUCCUGCGAGCCAUCCUUUUGCUUCAUUGAAGGGAAGCGACAACAUCAUUGCGUUUACCACAAAGCGGUUCCCCAAUCCGCUCAUUGUCCAAGGCGCUGGUGCUGGAGCGGCAGUAACUGCGUUUGGCAUGUUUGCGGAUGUACUUAAGAUUGCCCGGAUUCUAGGAUUAGCUAAAUAGACUGAUUGAUGUACAGAUAGUACAAUAAGUCAUAACAGAAUAAAUAUUAACAUCAUCCCAUAUA